This is a messenger RNA of Toxoplasma gondii ME49, 1005 nucleotides long. RefSeq names its product S-Adenosyl homocysteine hydrolase. The transcript has a single exon. Gene Ontology annotation, molecular function: adenosylhomocysteinase activity. The annotation marks the transcript as partial. The record is from RefSeq and is a predicted model, not a curated record. Gene Ontology annotation, cellular component: cytosol. Lineage: Eukaryota; Apicomplexa; Conoidasida; Eucoccidiorida; Sarcocystidae. Gene Ontology annotation, biological process: L-methionine cycle.
GAUGCACUGCUGCGCUCGUCUGUCUCUUGGCUCUCCAGGAGAGACGCUCGGAGGAGCCCUUGGUGGUGCACCGUGAUGGCGCUGACCUGGGGGGAAGGCGCCGGGCCGGACUUGUUGGUGGACGACGGCGGGGACGCGACGCUGUUGAUUCACGAAGGCGUGAAGGCGGAGAAGGAGUUUGCGCGGUCGGGAGCACUCCCAGAUCCUGCUGCGACAGACAACUUGGAGAUGAAGGUUGUGUACAAGAUCCUGGCGGAGGGCCUCCAGAAAGAUCCACAGAAAUGGUCGCGGAUGGCCGCGAACCUGAAGGGUGUGUCGGAGGAGACGACGACCGGCGUCCACCGCUUGCUCCAGAUGGCGAAGAAGAAGGAACUGCUGUUCCCGGCGAUCAACGUGAACGACUGCGUGACGAAGAGCAAGUUCGACAACGUCUACGGCUGCAGACACUCGCUGCCGGACGGCAUCAUGCGCGCGACCGAUGUGAUGCUCGGCGGCAAGCGCGUCGUCAUUUGCGGCUUCGGAGAUGUGGGCAAAGGCUGCGCUGCAGCGAUGAAGGGUGCAGGCGCCCGAGUCGUCGUCACGGAAGUCGAUCCGAUCUGCGCACUGCAGGCUGCGAUGGAAGGGUACAGCGUGUCAACGCUCGAGAGCCAGCUGGCGACGGCAGACAUCUUCAUCUCGGCGACGGGGAACAAGGACAUCAUCACGGCGCGACAUAUGAGUCAGAUGAAGAACAACGCAAUCGUCGGGAACAUUGGACACUUUGACAACGAAGUGGACAUGGCCGGUCUGCUCGCUUGGCCAGGCAUCCAGAAAGUGAACAUCAAGCCGCAAGUCGACCGCUUCAUCUUUCCUGAAGACAACCACGGCGUGAUCGUCCUCGCCGAAGGGCGCCUCCUGAACCUCGGCUGCGCGACCGGCCAUCCGUCCUUCGUCAUGUCGUGCUCCUUCACGAAUCAGACGCUCGCGCAACUCGACUUGUGGGAUAACGUCGCUACGAAGCGGUAC